Molecule: messenger RNA, 237 nt
Organism: Gongylonema pulchrum
Lineage: Eukaryota; Metazoa; Nematoda; Chromadorea; Rhabditida; Gongylonematidae
Source: the annotation of a GenBank genome assembly
AUGUACACUACGAUCGGUGGCUUGAAGGCCGUUGUGUGGAGUGACUCAAUCCAGGCGGUUAUGAUGUACGGUGGAGUAUUCGCGCUGCUCUAUAAAGGACUGAUGCAUCCACAAGUGGGUGGGUUGGCAAAGGUAUGGAAUUUAGCAUACGAAACAGGCAGAAUUAACGAGUUGUGGCGAAUGGAUCUGAAUCCGGCGCAGGUUCACUGCCUUUUUCUAGCCUCACUUCAGAGCUAA